Molecule: messenger RNA, 2412 nt
Organism: Phytomonas sp. EM1
Lineage: Eukaryota; Euglenozoa; Kinetoplastea; Trypanosomatida; Trypanosomatidae
Source: the annotation of a GenBank genome assembly
AUGUAUCGUCAGAAUAUUCCAAACUAUCGACGUCCUCCUCACUAUAAUCCAAAUUAUAAUCCUGCUUGGAAAGGCCUGCAGCCGUGUUUUCCACAGUUCAAUCGUAACCACUGCUUAGGUUCAGGUGGGAACGCCAGAGGGGGGAGAAAUAACAUAAGGUUAGGUAAUAAUGAAGCACAACGAGGUCGUACGCCAUGCAAGGAAAAAUGGUGGGCUUUCGUCACAAAUUUGAUCAAAUGGGUGAAUAGCCCACGUGAUUUUAACUUAGACAGCGAAGACGAUGUCAAGGAAGCAGUGCCAGUGAAGCCGAUAUUUUUGGCAAAGGCGCAAGCCCGCUGCCAUCCUACAUCACCCCGCGGUCGUCAAAGGGAGCAGCCUAAUUGCGGCCGGCAGCAGGCCAUAGCUCACCCCACUCCCUUAGAAAAUCGCUCAUUUGCGUCUUACUAUGACGGGAUAUAUGAAUUCGGUGAGAUAAAACUCAAGGAAUCGCCUCUUGCCCAAGUGGAAAGCAUGCCUGUGAUGGAUCAAAAGUCUUUGACGUGCCCAGUGUCGGGACCAACUCCUGGAUUGAAUGAUCCUUCUGAUGAUUUUUUUUCGGAUGCCCGAAAAGGUUCGGUCGCCCAGGACUUGACGAAUGUGAUGCCGUGUUUCCGCACAGGCAAUGACCUGCACGCUUUUCUGGGGAACUCCAACGAACGUGGAAGGGGGGAAAGUGACGCUUGCAACCCUUCCGAAUCCAUACCUCAGAUGAGAUCCGAAGAGCACUCAAGAACCUCGCCACUAUUCGGUAGUAGCAUAAAUGGCGUACCAGACUUUCUAGAUGUCGCCUCAAAAGAGCCUAAGAAUGAUGACGGCAUGAGAGAGAGAUCAUCGUUUCGCUUUGAGGGCAAACCCAACAAUAAGGACGCACCCUUUCUCGAGGAAAAGGGGUUGUCUUAUCAGGACAAAAAAGAAGUGCAUAAAUUACACUCCAGCUACAACCUUGGACAAUCCUUCACAUAUCUAAAUGACAACAUAGAAGCGGGAUAUACUACGAUCCAAGCCCUCCAAUCGGCCAUGGACCAGGCAUCAACAAAUGGCCUUUACGAAGAGGGGGGUACAAAACCGUCCAUGAGUUCUAACAAGGACAACGAGUCUGAAAAUCCCCGUGGGGGAACCCUGGGGGUAUCGGCACCUGGUAACAUUACUCCUUCAGCUAUGGCUCUGAGAUCCAGGUCAACUAUGUACGUCGAUAAAAAUUUGAACAACGGCAUUCUUGAUUUUCGAACGAAUAAGGAGUCAUUUUGUGGGGUCCCAAACUAUGACUUUGCCGGUGAUUUUGGCUAUGAUGGAUUACAGACAGUUCCUCAGGAAUUGAAAUCGGUGGUGUCCCAGGUGGGCAACUCCUCCAGUGGUUUCCCGCUGCACACUGCAAGACCUUCUACGAAUGCAUUGACUUCAUACACUAUUCAGGGUUCAUUUGUGCUCCCACUGAAAGCUUCAGAUCUGUCGUGCGUGCAGCCGCCUGAUAAAUCUAUGAAACAGGAAGCUAAUGAAGCCUUUGGAAACCCUUUAGAUGGCAGACAUUACGAUUUUGGUACUGGUGAUGGAAUUCAUACCCAGUCACUUUCCACUUCUUCAAUUUCUACCUCAGACUUACGAUCGAAGAAAAGGGUAGAGACUGCUUCAAUUCCUCACCCCGUAGUACCGGCAAAGGAUUCUGGCUCUUCACGAUUUAUAGAUAGCAAGUUCACAUCUACUGCUGAGGAUAUUGAUGAGAUCGCUAAACCUUAUGCGUGUAAGGAAAAUUUAUUGGAUAAAAAUCUGAAGCCUAAAGUGAUGAUGUCCAAAACUACUUCAGAGGCUCCCAAUAUCAGGGGCUCAUUGGAAGCAAAGCCAUACAGCAUCCCCACGCGUGAGGCGGUGAUUCCCAAGGGAAAUCCGAACACUAGUGAGGCACCGCGCACCAAGGAUUAUUUAGCUUUUAUAUCUAAGCUACCAUCAUCCUCUGAUAACGUUAAGGUGAAGAGAGGUUCCAUCGUUGAAUGUGGUAAUAACUCUGCCUCAGGAAUGACUAAUUGCAAAAAUGACAGUAUGUUAACGUCAGAAAGCAAAAAUAUGGACUACAGCAACGUAACGAGACCUGACGUAAAAGAUAAAAGCCCCGAUAAUCUCAGUAAAAUGCCUUACUCUGCUCUACUACCGGUUCUGCUCUAUGAGAUAACGAAGGUAAAUCGACAGUUUGCUGAACCUCACAAGACAUCGAACUUGGAAGAGCAAAUACACACACCUUCUGUGAAUAUAAAAUCAACCCAAGUACCGUCGCCUCCUACGCUAAAAAACGAGGGUCACUCUAAUGACAAAGAGGCACCAAAACAGACUCGUAGAUCACCUUUAUUACCUGCUUUUCGUAAAGACAAUCGCUCUAAGUAG